AUGGAAGUUGAUAUGAAUACGAUCAGUCGGGAAUUACGACAAUAUCGAAAAGAAAAUGAUUUUUAUGAAACAGAUCUUCGACAAUGGAACGAAGAUUUAGGAAAAUUAGCCACUCAAUUCGAUAAUCUAUCGAAUAUUGUUCUUCAAAGGAAUUCAGCAAUGCUCAUCAACAGCAUUUCAGUUGUUGUGACAUCGAAUUCGGCUGGCAGUGUUGAUUCAUCGAAGGUUUCGAAUAUUGUUCCAAAUAAUAAUCCAGUUGGAGUUAAGCGUACGGAAUCUCAAAUGAAUAUUGAUACUCGUAUUUGUUACUUUUGUGGUAAAGCUGGUCAUAUCAGUCGGUAUUGUUUUAAACGAAGAAGAUUCGAACACGAAAAUGGCAAUUGUCAUCCUAAUUGUGCGUUAUGUCGUCGCCAUGGCUGUGCUGAUUUGGAUUCUGUAAUCAAAUCUUAUUCGACAUAUCGAAUCAAUUUGAUUUGUAAAUGGAUUCGACCCGAACAAGUCAUUUCAUUGAUAAAAAUCGAAUAUGAAUCAUUAUGUCGAAUAUUACCGAAUUGGAUUAAAUUGAAACAUUUACAGGCUGUUUAUCUUAAUAAAUCAGAUUCUGUAAUCAAAUCUUAUUCGACAUAUCGAAUCAAUUUGAUUUGUAAAUGGAUUCGACCCGAACAAGUCAUUUCAUUGAUAAAAAUCGAAUAUGAAUCAUUAUGUCGAAUAUUACCGAAUUGGAUUAAAUUGAAACAUUUACAGGCUGUUUAUCUUAAUAAAUCAGGUGGAAAAGAAGUGGAUAUUAGUGACAGAGAGGACGCAGGAGCACGACAUACCGAUGUUUAUCCACUUCUACAUCAAUUUUGUGAUGAAAUAUUCCUUCAAUUAAAGUCUUUAUACAACGACAUUGACAUCGAUGGAUUUUCCCAAAUUACUUCAUCUAAAGUUGAAUUUUUCUUCGCAAGUAUUUGA
Adineta ricciae is the source of this 954-nucleotide messenger RNA. Lineage: Eukaryota; Metazoa; Rotifera; Eurotatoria; Adinetida; Adinetidae. The record is from the annotation of a GenBank genome assembly.